Molecule: messenger RNA, 1457 nt
Organism: Rhodamnia argentea
Lineage: Eukaryota; Viridiplantae; Streptophyta; Magnoliopsida; Myrtales; Myrtaceae
Product: glucan endo-1,3-beta-glucosidase 4
Exons: 3
Coding region: 986-1288 (100 amino acids)
Source: RefSeq, a predicted model, not a curated record
GAGCAUGUCUUUCAGCAUGAAGCUUGUUUAUAUAUUGCAAGGUUCAUGAGCUGAUGAAGGUGCAUAUCUCCUGGGCUUAGUUGUUGGGUAGUUCAAACACAAGGGAAGUGCAUGUGCCUGUUUGGUUGAAAAAGGAGAAGAACCCAGAAUACAGGACUGGCUGUCAUACAACAAAAAGGAUUGUAACGGGCAUUUAAGCCGCAUCUUAAUGUGGAACCUAGGAUCCUGGCAUAGGAUAGCAAUGUAAACAGUACAUUGUCUUUAGGAAAAUAAGGUAGACAAUAAGAAUCCCAUUUGCCAACUACUUCUUUGCAAGGAUCACUCCGUUUUGAAAUCAUCGAAAAGGAAUGUCUGCAUGACUCAUAAAAAGAAGAGGUAAAGUUGUCCACAGAUUUCAUCUACCUCAGAACGAGAUGGGCACAGGUAAAUAAUGCGACUUUGCGAAGGCUGUACGUAUAUCGUAUAGAUCGUUGUGUUCAUACAAGCGCGGCUUAUUGACGAGAUUUUCUGUCCUGCAACUGCUACACAAGGUUCAUCCUUUACAGGGCAUUAUGGCAUUUCACUUGGCAAUGAAACAAAGUUUUUGUUAACUUUGGCCCUAGCACGCCGUGAGCUUAUCCAUUUUUCUAGAAACAAGAUAGGAUAAGAAAGAAGGAAUAGGCCAAAACCCCAUCAAUGUGAACUGAAGAAGUUCAAGUGCUAAAAAAAGUUGAAAGGGGAACAACAACACCUCAUGAACUGUUAUUACUUUGUCACAUGCCUCUAAUUGUCCUUGGAAUGACAGCGUAAUGUUGGGGUGGAAUAUAAAAGUCUCCUAGCUGGAGUCCAUCUCUCUCUCUCUCUCUCUGUCUCUCUCUCACGCACACAGGCUCCAGAAAGAGGCAUGUCAAUUCCACUGCAAUGGAUUCUGAUAGCUGCCCUCUUCUUGGCAACAGUUCCACACAAAUCAGAGAGCCUCUCCUGAUCUCUAUUUCUCUGCUUCUUGAUGACAAUGCGCUUAGCUGGGGAGUUCGAGCAAUGGUGCGUGGCCGACGAGCAGACCCCGGACGUCGAACUCCAGGCAGCUCUGGACUGGGCAUGUGGAAGAGGAGGGGCUGAUUGCACUCCAAUCCAGGUGAACCAGCCUUGCUAUCUCCCCAACACCGUGAGGGCUCACGCUUCCUAUGCCUUCAACAGCUACUACCAGAAGUUCAAGAACACCGGCGGAUCUUGCUACUUCCGCGGUGCCGCCAUGACCACGGAGCUCGAUCCCAGUCAUGGUUCUUGCCACUACGACUACAUUCCAUGAUUCAAGAGGCAUGCAGAUCAAUGGGCCGAGGUAGGAUGUUCCGGGUCCAGGUUUAUUUGGAGGAAAAAUAAAACCAGAGAGCUUCGUUAUUGUUCAAGUUCAUUUUCUUUUCGCCAUGUAAUGGACGAUUUCUCCUCGGAAGUACGACAUUCUCGGCUGAGUUAAACUA